Cladocopium goreaui is the source of this 447-nucleotide messenger RNA. Lineage: Eukaryota; Dinophyceae; Suessiales; Symbiodiniaceae. The record is from the annotation of a GenBank genome assembly.
AUGCGUGUUGGAUCAUCCCCUUCGUCAUCUGCCUGGGGCUUUUUAUUUUUGUUUGCAGUGAUGCCCUCCAAAAGGGGGACCUUAGCAACCUUGUGCGCCUCCCUGAUCUCAAUGGACAUCUCUGUGGUCGUGGGAUCAAUCGGGACAAGCCGUUUCUCUACUUCUGCAUGCAAGAGAGCAGCCAGUGGGUUUUUCAAGGAAAUGACAAGAGGUUGGACAUGGCCAACCCUGUUUGCGUCGGGCCGGCGUCUCAGGUUGAAGCACCAAAACCAGGUCGGUCAGUUGCUGCUCCGAGGAUAUGCCCUGGGACCUACAACACGAGCACGCGGCUUUUGGCCCCAGGGGCAUUUUUUAAGGAUGAGAUUGUAUUAUAUAAUAUUAUAUAUACAUACGUAUAUAUAUAUAUAUAAUAUAUAUAUAUAUAACAUUAUAACCUUGGUGAACUAA